UUGGGUUUACAGAUAUAUUUUUCGCCGAACAAAUUUGUGUUCCAUUGCCACACCCGGGAGGAGACUGGAAGACAGCAGGCCAGCGCCUAUCGACACCCCGACGCAGCCAAUUUCAACGCCUGGCGACGUCAUCUAGUGCUGACAGAUCCCACCCCACCAGAAGAACUGCUGUUUGCUUGGGAGGACGUGAAAGCCAUGUUUAACGGGGGAAAUCGCAAGAAAGCGAGCUCCUCCUCCUCUUCCGCCUGCUCCUCGUCAGAAGUCUCUAUGACCUACCCGCCGGAGACAAGUCCACCACCACCACCACUAUCAUCUCAAGCAUUCAAAAGAAGAUGUCUCAAUGUGUCUCAGGCCUCAACCAGCGCUCGAGGGGGGCUUGAGCAGCAACAAGCCCGGUUCGGUAUUCUCGCCAGUUCACCGGAAGCGUUUACGCGGACGGACUGUACCUUCGAGAAGUACCGCUCCGUGUUUACCUCACUGUUCGAACAGAGUCCGGUGGAAAACCACGCGUUGACAUCCUUCGCUGCCAUUCCUAAUACCACUACCCAUCCACCUUCAGAAAAUACUGUGACCUUGAACACAACGAGGAUGUCGACGACGACUGCCCCCGUCAACCAACCCCGGAUCCGCCAACGUGAUUGGUUGGCGAACCUACUGGUGGUAUCGAUGGAUCUGGAGACACGUGGGUCGUCGAAGGCUCCAGUAGGCAGCAGCAUGGGCACCUGGGCAAACACGCUAAAAAACUAUCUGGAAAUGAUGACAAGAGGAAUUUACUUGCCCCCGCCCCCACCACCACCACCUACCGCAUGA
This is a messenger RNA of Dibothriocephalus latus, 810 nucleotides long. The record is from the annotation of a GenBank genome assembly. Lineage: Eukaryota; Metazoa; Platyhelminthes; Cestoda; Diphyllobothriidea; Diphyllobothriidae.